CGGGGAUUAAUAUGUAUUAGAUAAUAGUUCUAUUAAUUUUCAUUUCCCUUUUUUUUUUUCUCUCUUUUAUAAUUUUAAAAUAAAAAAGGAUGGCUGAUUUGAGUAAAGACGUCCAGAAUUUGAAAUUAGAAGGAGAAGCCGUUAAGGUUGCUCCUGUGGAUGCACCUAAAGUUGCUGCACAAAACGUCACACCUUGGGAAGUUGAAGGCGCUAUUGUAGACGGUGUUCAACAAGCUAUUGAUUAUAACAAGCUUAUUGAGCAAUUUGGUACUAGACAUAUCGAUGAUGCUUUAUUAGAACGUUUUGAAAAAUUAACUGGACGUAGACCUCACAUCUUUUUAAGAAGAGGCACUUUCUUCUCUCAUAGAGAGCUUAAUGUCAUUCUCGAUCGUUAUGAGCAAAAAAAGCCUUUCUUUUUGUAUACCGGCCGUGGUCCUUCUAGUUCUUCUAUGCACUUGGGCCAUAUGGUUCCUUUCAUCUUUUGUCAAUGGCUUCAAGACGUUUUUGAUGUACCUAUUGUUAUUCAAUUGACAGAUGAUGAGAAAUUUUUAUUCAAACCUAAUUUGACAGUUGAAAUGUGCCAACAAUUUGCUUAUGAAAAUGCAAAGGAUAUUAUUGCUUGCGGUUUUAAGCCUGAAAAGACAUUUAUUUUCUCCAAUUUUGAUAAUGUUGGUGGUGCAUUUUAUCGUAAUGUAGUUAAAAUUUCUCGCUGUAUUACACUUUCUCAAUCUAAAGCUACUUUUGGGUUCAAUGAUAGCGACAAUAUUGGUAAGGCACACUUUGUUAGUGUUCAAGCUGCACCUUCAUUUUCAAACUCUUUCCCUCAAAUUUUUGGUGAAAAGAAGGAUAUUCCUUGUUUGAUUCCUUGUGCUAUUGAUCAAGAUCCCUAUUUCCGUUUAACUCGUGAUGUUGCAAAGAGAUUGAAAUAUCUUAAGCCAUCUCUUAUUCAUGCAAAGUUCUUCCCUGCUCUUCAAGGCCCUCAAACAAAGAUGAGUGCUUCAUUAGAUACAUCAGCUAUUUUCAUGAGUGAUACUCCUAAACAAAUUAAGAAUAAGAUUAAUAAGCACGCCUUUUCAGGUGGUGGAGCUACUAUUGAAGAACAUAGAGCUAACGGUGGUAAUCCUGACGUUGAUGUUGCUUAUCAAUACCUUUCUUUCUUUUUGGAAGACGAUGAAGAAUUGAAAAAGAUUCAUGAUUCAUAUAAAUCAGGCGAAUUAAUGACAGGCGAAUUAAAGAAAAUCUGUAUUGAAGUUUUACAAAAGUUUGUUGCUGACUUCCAAGAAAGAAAGAGUAAAAUCACUGAUGAAACAAUUGCCUUCUUUAUGGAUAAGAAUAGAAAAAUUGAUCCCUAAACAAAAAAUGAAAAAAAAAAAAUAAAUAAAAUAAAAUAGAGACUGUGUAACGUCAGUGCUUACCG
Molecule: messenger RNA, 1417 nt
Organism: Cokeromyces recurvatus
Lineage: Eukaryota; Fungi; Mucoromycota; Mucoromycetes; Mucorales; Mucoraceae
Exons: 6
Coding region: 90-1352 (420 amino acids)
Biological process (GO): tryptophanyl-tRNA aminoacylation
Cellular component (GO): cytoplasm
Molecular function (GO): ATP binding; tryptophan-tRNA ligase activity
Source: RefSeq, a predicted model, not a curated record